Molecule: messenger RNA, 625 nt
Organism: Williopsis jadinii
Lineage: Eukaryota; Fungi; Ascomycota; Saccharomycetes; Phaffomycetales; Wickerhamomycetaceae
Gene: NIP7
Product: ribosome biosynthesis protein NIP7
Exons: 1
Coding region: 42-587 (181 amino acids)
Biological process (GO): ribosomal large subunit biogenesis; ribosome assembly
Cellular component (GO): preribosome, large subunit precursor; nucleolus; nucleus
Molecular function (GO): RNA binding
Source: RefSeq, a predicted model, not a curated record
GAAAGAUCACCCCAAUCCAGCUCUAAACCGGUGAAUCCAAGAUGAGACCUCUCACAGAAGAAGAAACCAAGGUUGUGUUUGAGAAACUGGCCUCAUACAUUGGCAGAAACAUCGCGUAUCUCGUGGAUAACAAGGAGGAUCCCCAUGUCUUCAGACUGCAAAAGGACCGAGUAUACUAUGUCAGUGAUAAAGUUGCCAAAUUCGCCACCUCUGUUGAACGAGCCAAGCUGAUGUCGCUUGGAAUCUGUCUCGGUAAGUUCACCAAGUCAGGGAAAUUCAAGAUCCACGUGACUGCGGUGCCGGUGUUGUCCAAAUACGCUAAGUACAAGAUUUGGAUCAAGCAGAAUGGUGAGAUGCCUUUCUUGUACGGUAACCAUGUGCUCAAGGCCCACGUUGGUAGAAUGUCAGACGAUAUCCCGGAGCAUGCUGGUGUGAUAGUGUAUUCGAUGUCGGAUGUGCCAUUGGGAUUCGGUGUCAGUGCAAAGAGUGCGGUUGAGUCUAGAAACCUGCAACCAACUGCCAUCGUGGCAUUCAGACAAGCCGAUAUCGGUGAGUACUUGAGAGAGGAGGACACGCUCUUCACAUAGGGCAUGUGUGUGCUAUGAGAUUAUAGUUAGUUCUGUAU